Scheffersomyces stipitis CBS 6054 is the source of this 1431-nucleotide messenger RNA. RefSeq lists its product as uncharacterized. The record is from RefSeq and is a predicted model, not a curated record. The coding region runs from base 23 to 775 and encodes 250 amino acids. NCBI's taxonomy places the organism in Eukaryota, Fungi, Ascomycota, Pichiomycetes, Serinales, Debaryomycetaceae. The transcript has a single exon.
AAAAAAAGCAGCUACGAACAACAUGGUGAAGCUCACAUUCAAGUUCCCCUUAGCCGGCUUGUUCAAGCACAAAGUUGGCAAGUUCAACUUCCAGUUAGAACAAGAUAUCCGUAGCAAGUUGGACACUCUAUCAUCUGUGACCAAGAUCUACACAAACCCCGACGGAACCCCACGAGUUCCCUCGGAUGCUGAAUUCAAGACCAUUGCAGAGUUGCAGAACUUGUACUACCAGAGAAACCACUCCGAAUGGAACUUCAUAUUACCGGGAAUCCCUAAGGACCAGUUGGAUUUGUUUAAGGACAAUUCCCAAGACUUGGCCAACUUCCAAUUUGUCACCAAAGAUGCCGGAAAAAUUAUCGACAAGAUUCCCUACAAGGACGAGACCACAGGCGAGUUGAAGUGGAAGAUCAUCCGCGAGACUGAGAAGGCUGAGGGCUGGGAAUUCCCUUACUUCUACUUGGUGUUGCCUAUUUUUGCAUACGUUGCCUACUCCAAGUACACAGCACAAAUGAAGAAGAGAGAAAACGAGGGACCAGAAUGGGCUGAAAAGGAAUUGAGAUUAAGAGCCAUGGAAGAGUACUUCCACGGUGAUACCGACAAGGCUAAGGAGUUCUUAUCGAAUGAAGGAAAAUCUCAGAGAGAAAUCGCCGACAGAGAUGAUUUGGUCGUAGCCAGAAUCUUGGCUGGAGACUACGACAAGUUGGCUCAAUUGAAGAAGAAGUUGCCAGCCGACUUGCUUCCCAAGGAAGAGAAGAACCGCUUCAUCAAGAUCUAGGUAAAGCAACCGUUCAUCGUCAUGUUUAUUAUACUUCAUUCAUAGUGUAAUGAGAAAUCACAAACUCUAUAUUGUCUCACGACUAUAUACAAUUUCUUUUAGAUAAGAUAGCAUUCAAUACAAAGUUCAUACGUAAUGUAUUUUUCUAUAACUCUCCACACUCUUCAAUGACGAUUCUAGCUGAAACACGGCCACUACCACUACCGUGACGUUCAAUAGUCUUGACCACAUCGUAACCUUCAAUGACUUCACCAAAAACAGUAUGUCUUCCAUUUAACCAGUCACAUGGCACAGUAGUAAUGAAAAACUGCGAACCGUUGGUGUUGGGACCAGAAUUGGCCAUAGAGAGCAACCCUGGCUUGUCAUGGGUGUAUACAAAGUUUUCGUCUGGGAACUUCUUUCCGUAGAUGGAUUUUCCUCCGUAUCCGUUGCCAAACUCAAUGUCACCACCUUGCAACAUGAAUCCGGGAAUGACUCUGUGGAAAAUUGACUUAGCGUACCCAAAUCCCUUUUCACCAGUACACAAAGCCCUGAAGUUUUCUGCGGUUUUUGGCACAACGUCGUCAUACAACUCGAACUUGAUUGGCUCUUGUGGAACUCCAUUGAUGGAUGUCUUAAAGUAGACCUUGGUUCCCAUAGCCUUGGCAGACGAUGAG